Messenger RNA from Tilletiopsis washingtonensis, 2605 nucleotides. RefSeq lists its product as hypothetical. The transcript is spliced from 7 exons. NCBI's taxonomy places the organism in Eukaryota, Fungi, Basidiomycota, Exobasidiomycetes, Entylomatales. Gene Ontology annotation, cellular component: Golgi apparatus. The record is from RefSeq and is a predicted model, not a curated record. Gene Ontology annotation, biological process: carbohydrate phosphorylation; N-glycan processing to lysosome. Gene Ontology annotation, molecular function: UDP-N-acetylglucosamine-lysosomal-enzyme N-acetylglucosaminephosphotransferase activity. The coding region runs from base 1 to 2532 and encodes 843 amino acids.
AUGUCCCGGCUCGGGGCCGCGCCGGGCUCGCCGACCUUGGCCGAACAAGCAGAGCAAGCGCGGUAUCGCAGCCGGCCCGUCGUGGCAGCGCCCCGCGUCCGCGUGACCACGCGUCUCGCCAAGCUGCUGCGCCUCUUGAUCGCCGUCGUCGGCCUGCUGGCGACGUGGAUGCUCUACACAACCUCGCAACGCACAGAUGCAUUCCGCAGCGCAGCGCAGCGCCAGGCGCAGUACGACAGCAAUCUGCGCGACGCCCACCUGGAUGCACAGCACUGGACCGACGCCUUCGCAGCUUCGGAGGCCCCUGCCACAGCCGCACUGCGUGCCUCGCGCGAAGGCUCGUACAUCGCACCGAUCGCCGCCUACGCGCCCUUCCAGGCCCGCGACACCGAGAAUGGCAAGUCCUGCCUCGAGAUGUGGAUCGCCCGCGGCGAGCUGUGCGCCGGCAUCGACUUUUCUCAGCACCGCAAAAUCGACGGCGUCUGGACUUGGGCCAAUGGAACCGAGGCCCGCCACAAAGCUGCAAGGGCGCUCUACUGGACCGACGGCUCGACGCCGCUCAAGCGUGCGCUACCGGAUGCAGCCACACCGCAGACGGCGGCAGCAAAGGUCACCCGCGACGCGCCACAGCUGCUCGACGAUGGCCUGCCGGAGGCAAACGACGAGACUACGGAGGUGAUCGUCGGCACAGACGACGAGCUGGAGAUCAUUGCUGAGCGGCCGCUCGUGCCCACCGCCGUCGGAGGUGUGGCCCCUGCCGAGGUGGAGGAGAGCGAGCAUAAGGCAUGGACGCGGCCGGUGGGAGAAGUGCUUGUCGAGGGAUACGGCAAUACCGCCAGCCGCUUCGAAGACAACAACGAGCUCCUCUUCUCCCUGCGUUCGGCACAGGCGCAUCUGCGCGAGCACCUCGGCGUGAUGCACAUCCUGACGCCCGACUUUGCCGACGACCAGUGGACUCCAGGCAGCACCCGCUUCACUGCCGAGGACGGCCAACAGCGCAGCGGCCAGCUGCCUCAGUGGCUCAACAUCUCGACACCCGGAGUGGUCACCGACGACGCAGCCCAGGCAGUCUCUCUGGCGCCCGGCACCAAGCUGGCCGUGCACCACAACUGGCAGUCCUUCACGCCGCUGGCUGCCUCGGCACAGGUCGUCACGCGCUCCUCCGGCGCCGACGCGCUGGUGGCCUGGAAGAACACGCACCUGCCGACCUUCAACAGCAUCGCCAUUGAGAUGAUGAUGGCCUUCCAGCCCUCCAUCUCCGAGCACUUCUACUACUCGAACGACGACACAUAUCUCGGCACAGACGUUUCGGCGUCCGACUUCUUCUCGCCGCUGCACGGUCCAAACCUGGUUCUUCGUCGCUCCGAGACUGUCGGUCCUUGGCGUGAGGCGCCACUCAAUCUGGGCUACAAUGCUGGCUUGCACUUUGCCAGCGCCAUGCUCUCGGACCGCUUCGGCACGCGCAAUCGCACGUAUGUGGUGCACACGCAGAAAGUCGUCUCGAAGCCGCUGCUCCUUGAGACGGUCGGCAUGUUUGCCGAGGAGCUCGAGCCGUCGGUGCGCCGCUUCCGAGCCACCGGCCACGACACAAAUGUCUGGUUCCUGCUCUAUCACACCAUCAUGGAGCGACACCGCGAGGCCAUGCUGUGGUCCUUCUUCACUCUUCGCUCUGACAGCAACUUGGACGGUGUGCUCGACGAGGAGGAGGUCUCGUCGAUGACUGAGGACCUCGGCAUCCGCCCGGAGCACUGGGAUGCCGACGGCGAGGUUCCCAUCGAGUUCCCCCUGCGUCAAGCGCCCUUCUCCGGCGAGAACUUCCUGCACGCAGGUCUCGCGCCUCCGCAAGCCGCUGUCAUCCGCCACACUAGUGCAAACGGUUACGUGGGCGGGAGCUACGAGGGCGUGCACUCUUCGAGCUGGCCGCGUUUCCUGCGAAACAAGGGUGCUGGGCGCGUUGCCUGCAAGCUCAGCCAGGAGUGCAUCGCCGCCGUGCGGCCCGGAUCGAGCACAGAGGAUGUCUUCAAGCUCUUCGCAUUUGAGAAGCCAGCCUGCGGCGACUGCGCAAUCAUCCGCCUCCUGGCGGCCUCGAGCGCGCGGGGCCUGGAAGCCUUCUUGCCGGAGGAGGGAGAAGUAUUCCCUUCUCGGUCGGAAGGCGAGUCCAGCACGAAGGCAAGCACACCUCGCCUGCCAGUCACGUCGGACUGGCGCGCGACGUACUUUAGUGUCGCGAGCGUCAUGGGCCGUACCGGCUGGCACGGCCUUUCGCAGCGCACCUUUGCAAUGCGGCUGCUUCUGCGCUACCAGUACAGCAUCAGCGGGAUGUCGCGCAUCUUCGGACGAGUGCAAGACCAGACAAGCGCCGGCGCGCUGGUCGAAGAGCUCAGCACCUCGGCCGUCACCCUGAUCUGCAUCAAUGAUGAGAUCGCAGACUCCGACAGCGGCACCCGGUCGGAGACGAUGGCGUACAUCAAGCGCUUCUACCUCUCUAUGUGGCCGCUGCCACUCUCGUUUGAGCGCACAGACUCUGCUUGAGCAGCUUGACGCGUUGCUCCGUUACUUCUCUACACCCUGCCCCUGUUACCUCACCGUUGCCCUGCCUUGGCCU